Messenger RNA from Larimichthys crocea (large yellow croaker), 7455 nucleotides. RefSeq names its product collagen alpha-5(IV) chain. Bases 270 to 5267 code for a protein of 1665 amino acids. Gene Ontology annotation, molecular function: extracellular matrix structural constituent conferring tensile strength. The transcript has 55 exons. Gene Ontology annotation, biological process: extracellular matrix organization. NCBI's taxonomy places the organism in Eukaryota, Metazoa, Chordata, Actinopteri, Sciaenidae. Gene Ontology annotation, cellular component: collagen trimer. The record is from RefSeq and is a predicted model, not a curated record.
AUGAAGUUUAAUGUCACUGCUAAGUUUUGAUUACUUUUCUAAAUGUUGGGCCUGCUCUUGGCAUUACUACACCAACAGGUAAUUAAGACUUGAAAAAGAAAAUCUUACUGCGUUGAGCUGCUGCACCAAGAUGACCAAGAUGAGAACUAGGAUCCACCUGUGAAAAUAACAGUGUGGGACUCACCUGAGGGGAUACAGAAUUGCAGCAGUAACUGUGGAUCCCAUCAUUCAUUACAUCAGUCUGCUUAAAGAACUGGAGAAAGAAAGCCAUGGGGAGGCCAAUGUCUGUAGUUCCUCUGAUCCUGUUUGCUGUUAUGCUGAUCGGCACUGGGGCCCAAGAUUGUGUGUGCAAUAGAAGAUCGAGGUGCUACUGUGAGGGAAUGAAAGGCAGCAGGGGAGACAGAGGUUUUGCAGGAAAUCAAGGUCCUCCAGGUACAACUGGGCGUCCAGGAUCAAAUGGUCAUGCUGGACCUAUGGGACCAAAGGGCAACACUGGGCCUGAUGGACCUGUCGGGCCAAAAGGCGAUCCGGGACCUGAAGGCAAAGAAGGAUUUGCUGGGUCUCAUGGUUUGCCGGGUAUCCCAGGUUUACAAGGACCUUUGGGGCCCUCAGGGGAACCAGGCUGCAAUGGGACAGAUGGUGACGAUGGAUAUCCUGGUGUUCCCGGGAACCAUGGCAUUGAUGGAUAUCCAGGUCAACCUGGUCUGCCUGGACCUAAGGGUGAAUCUCAGCACUUCAUUGACGUAAUGCAAGGAGUACAAGGGCCACCUGGGAGGGAAGGAAAGCUGGGAUAUUCAGGUGUCCCUGGAAACACAGGGCCACCAGGGGACCCUGGAGCACGGGGCUCUGACGGAUUUCCUGGUCGUUCAGGGGCCCCAGGAGCUAAGGGUCAAGAAGGCAUAGGUAGAGUUCCAGGACCUCGUGGGCCAAAGGGGACACAAGGACUACAAGGAGCGCCAGGGCCACCAGGUCGGAUUAAAGAGUUUUUGAUGGGGAGUCUUGAGUCAAAGGGCGCAAAAGGAGACACAGGAGAUGUAGGGGUAAAAGGCUGCAAGGGUGCACUCGGAGACCCUGGUAAUAGCUACUACAGAGGAGCAAAAGGAGACAAAGGACAGGAAGGUCCAGAAGGAGAGCCAGGAAAAGAUGGUGUGCCUGGACUACCUGGAUUUGUGGGAAAACCUGGCCGCAGAGGUGAUCCAGGAUAUCCAGGGACACCAGGAGGGACGGGUGAAAAGGGAAAUAGGGGUCCCACUGGUCCACCUGGACAAAUAGUAAACAAAGGAUACCAUGGAGAUCUUGGUCCCCCAGGCCAACCUGGGCUUCCUGGGCGUCAGGGUAUUGUGGGGUUUCCUGGACCUCGUGGACCUCCAGGCCAUGCAUCUGGGAUUUAUCAACCAGGCCCACAUGGUCCCACUGGCUUUCCAGGCCCCAAAGGGGACCCUGGAGAGCCAGGCAAUAUAUAUACAGGACUUAGUGGUCCAGAUGGAGAUGAUGGUGAUCCAGGGCCUGCUGGGGAUCCGGGCCUACCUGGUCCUCCUGAAGAUAGAACUAACAGGACUCUCAAGGGUCAUCCAGGAAUGAAGGGAGUGAGUGGUUUACUUGGACCUAUCGGAUAUGAUGGGCUGUUUGGAAUGAAAGGACAGAAGGGUGAGCCCUGUUAUGUGUGCACUGGGUCAGGACUCCCAGGACCACCUGGUCCCCGUGGUCUACCUGGCAUCCCUGGCUAUAAUCAAGGACCAGGUGCUAAAGGUGAUCCAGGCUUCCCAGGACCUAGAGGCUUACCUGGUGGACAAGGUCUGAUUGGGGAAAGGGGAAAUCCAGGCCCUCCUGGGCAAAGGGGAGACUCAUCUUCCUACAACCUCCCUGGGAUUAAGGGAGAAAGGGGAGAACCAGGGCAGCAUGGUAGGCCUGGUGCAGGUGGCCUUACUGGAACUCCUGGAUUACCAGGUCGCAAAGGUCAUCAGGGGUCUAAGGGGGAUUCGUAUCCCGGCCGUGGUGCAGAGGGAGAUCAUGGUUUGCAAGGUCCACCAGGGCUUUUAGGCAGACCAGGACCAGAUGGCUACCCUGGACCAGUGGGAUAUGGACCAGCUGGAUUUCCAGGAAGUAAGGGAGAAGUUGGUGUUCCUGGACUGCCAGGACAACCCGGAGUUCCAGGCCAGAAAGGGGAGCCUGGUCACAUCCACAUCAAAGGACCUCCAGGUCUACCUGGAUUUAAAGGUCUGCCUGGAGCUCCUGGAAGACCAGGAAAUCAUGGAGUAUCAGGUGCUCCAGGAAUACCAGGUUUUCAAGGACAGAAGGGAGAGAAGGGUGGCACAGUAUAUCCUGGAAGUCCUGGGAUCCCAGGAGAGAGAGGUGACAAGGGGCAGUCAGGACUACCAGGCUACCCAGGAAGGGGCUUGCCUGGUCGCCCAGGUCCUCAGGGCCCUCCUGGUCCUCCAGGAUUGAAGGGUGAUGGUGGCCCUGGGUACCCUGGUCCCCAAGGACCCCCAGGGCUUCCAGGAGAUGAUGGAGCUCAGGGACCUGUAGGAGAUCCAGGGAUACCCGGCCUACCUGGGAACCCAGGAUCUUUUGGCAAACCUGGUUUUCCAGGAGAAAAAGGAAGCAAAGGUUCUGUAGGCCCCCCCGGAGUACCUGGUACUAAAGAUUCAUGCAAAGGUUUACCUGGACCAGCAGGGCCACCAGGACCAGAUGGUUCUCCAGGACAUCCAGGACUUAAUGGGUCACCCGGUGAGAAGGGGAAUACAGGUUUGACAGGGUAUGGUCGUCCUGGCUUCCCUGGUGAGCCUGGCCUCAUUGGGCUAUCAGUGCCGGGUUCACGUGGGCUCCCUGGACUAAAAGGGAUCAAGGGACAAAAUGGCCUCCCCGGUCAACCAGGACUGAGAGGAGAUCCUGGACCAGAUGGGGAACCAGGAUACGGACCAGAAGGAUUGCCUGGAAUUCCAGGACCGCCAGGCCAAAUAGGUGACCAGGGACCAGAUGGAGCCAUAGGUCCGCGGGGUCCCCCAGGCAUGGAUGGGGAACAAGGUCCCAGUGGUCCUCGCGGCCCUCAACCACCACAUGCAUUAGACGUUACUGGGCCCUCAGGGGACCCUGGUGAACUCGGUUACCCUGGUCCAUCAGGUUGUCGUGGAGCUAAUGGAACUACUGGACCAAAAGGGCAGAGAGGGAUAGAAGGAGCACCAGCAGGCCCUGGACCAAAAGGAACACCAGGUGAGCCAGGUUUUGAUGCACCAGAGUUCGCGCAAGGAAAUCGAGGACCUGCUGGAGCUCCAGGAGACCCGGGUAUCAGAGGGUUUCCAGGCCUAAAGGGGAUAAAAGGAGAUCAAGGAAUUCCUGGAGAGCCAGGUCCACAUGGUGCACCAGGUACAACUGGUGGCAAAGGAGCUAAAGGAGAGCCAAACUACUAUGGAUAUGGACCUCCUGGACCAGUAGGACAAAAGGGUGAACCAGGAGUGACCAAUAAUGUGAAGGGUCAGAAAGGUGAACCUGGUGUUUCAGGACCUGCAGGCCUACCAGGAUUCAGUGGAGCCAAAGGAAACCCAGGACCAGUUGGACAAAAUGGUCCACCAGGCAAUCAAGGGCCUGGAGGUUUAGAUGGGCUUCCAGGAAGCAAGGGACUGCCGGGACCUAAAGGACUGGCAGGUAACUCAGGUCCACCUGGAGUCAGUGGUAUUCCAGGUCCUAAAGGCAACCAGGGCCGGGAUGGGAUCCCUGGACCACCAGGGCAAAAAGGAGAGACUAGCAUACUAGGAGGGCCUCCUGGCGCACGUGGAAACACAGGUCAGCCAGGUCCUCCUGGGAACCAUGGCCCCCCUGGCCUAUCUGUUCCAGGGAGUCCUGGAUCAAUAGGAGACAGAGGACUUAUAGGUCUACCUGGGAUCUCUGGUCCAAGAGGACUGCCAGGAAGAGAAGGGGCUUGUAUUCCUGGGUUAAAAGGAUACCGUGGUCGUCCUGGUGAUCCUGGUUACCAUGGUCGUCCUGGCUUACCUGGCCCCCGAGGUCCUACAUUACUGUUACCUGAGUUAAAAGGAGACACAGGGGACCAAGGUCUUCCAGGAGACAAUGGCCAUAAAGGACCUCCAGGAGAUCCAGGCCCUCGAGGACCACCUGGUGACAAUGGCAGACCUGGAGAAAAGGGACCAAGAGGUGAUUCUGGUCCUCUUGGAAUCCAAGGGCCCCUUGGUUACCCAGGAGACCCUGGAUACAUCUCAGGCCCGCCUGGUCCGCCUGGACCAAAAGGUUUUCCUGGACGACCUGGCCUCAAAGGUGAAACAGGAUUUGGCAAGGUAAUAUAUGAACCAGGACCUCCUGGUUUACCUGGUUCCAUUGGCAAUCGAGGACCCCCAGGAAUUACUGGACCAUCAGGACGCACGGGACUUCCAGGCCAGCAAGGCGUCAAAGGACAGCGUCGAUCGGGCCCAGUUGGCCAGCCAGGUUUUACUGGCCACAAAGGAGACAAAGGAAGAGCAGGAUUGCCAGGUCCAGAUGGCAGAAUUGGAGACCCAGGCCACAAGGGUUCUCCAGGGUUACCAGGCAGGGGUGCUCCAGGUUUUGUUGACAGUUUCCUGAUAGCUAGACAUAGUCAAAGCAUCCAUAUCCCUGACUGUCCUCAAGGAACUAGCCUCAUGUACUCUGGUUACUCCUUCCUCUUCAUCAACGGAAAUGAGAGAGCUCAUGGUCAGGACCUUGGCACCAUGGGAAGCUGUCUCCCUCGGUUCUCCACCAUGCCCUUCCUGUUCUGUGACACAGAAAGUAACUGCCGCUAUGCUUCUCGUAACGACUACUCAUACUGGUUGUCCACUGACACACCUAUGCCUGCCAACAUGGUUUCCAUAACAGGAGAAAAGCUGGCCUCAUACAUCAGCAGGUGCUCAGUGUGUGAAUCCACCUCCAACGUUAUAGCAGUCCACAGCCAGACAACUCUGCUACCUGCCUGUCCCAGAGGUUGGGAGACUCUGUGGAAUGGAUACUCAUUUGUCAUGCAAACCGGUGCUGGUGCAGAGGGCUCCUCCCAGCCCCUGGUUUCGCCUGGCUCAUGUCUGGAAAGCUUCCGCCAAGUGCCCUUCAUCGAGUGUCACGGCAGGGGAACAUGUAACUACUACCCUGAUUCCUAUAGUUACUGGCUGGCCUCUCUAGACCCCAACAGCAUGUUCAGUAAAACCAUUCCUCAGACAGUGAAGGGACCAUCUCUGCAGAGUGUCAUCAGCCGUUGUCGAGUCUGUAGGAAAUUGUAUCCUGGCACAGAUAAUAGGCGUGGGGACAAUUAGGCAUUUCCUUCUCCCGUGUAAUUUAAAGUAUGGAAAUAUGAGAAAUGUGAGCUAUAACAGUGUUGAUAGAGCAUAGUGUGCACAUCUAUUUGUUGAACUGGUGCUUUCAUGUUACAAAUCAGUGUAUGAGUCUUUGAAUAAAACACACAUUUGAAACACAUUUCAACCAAAUUGCCAAUCAUCUUUAAUGGCAGUUGUUAUAUAAGCUCUGAUGAGUAUGUACAUUGAAUUUAAUGAAACAUGUUAGUGAGCCAUUAUAUCUUUUAGAGGCUGUAGUGUGCCACCAGCAUGUUAUUAUUCCAGUGACAGACUUGGGCCUGGGGGAAUGCUGAUGGGAAGUCAGUGUCAUGCCAGAACCAGAGCUGGACAAAAGGGUAGUGUAACCUGCCUCAACAGCCUCUAUGGAUGUAAUAGUGACCAUAUAUACAGUACUUUGAUUGAUAAUAGUACAUCCACAUUGCCUAUAUAGUUAUUUCCAUGUCACUAAAAUGGUCACAAAUGUCCUGACUUGUGCAGAGGACUGCCAGGCUACUGAGAAUUGAGAAUUAUUUAACUUAUUUAGUGCUGAUGUCACUGCUGUUUCGUUCCAAGUGACCUGAGAAAACUGGUGCAGUCCAGUUAGUGGAUGACGUGAGUAGUAAGAGGUCACCACCAAUGACACACAUGUUCCUAUAUUACAUUCAGAGCGAGUUGUAAAUGUGAUGCUCUUGUUGUGGAAUUGUUACGUUGUUGUGUUUUCACACGCAAAUAUCGAGUCAUUUGUUCCCUCGCUCUGAAAGCGUUUCUUUGAAUUUCAGCAUGUUAAAUGGUGCGUGGGAAAGAUUACAUUUUAUGACUCAUACUGCCUCCAAUCCAUUCCUAAAUGAACUUUCUAAAUGAAAACAAUCAAAGUGCUGCUCUCUCUGUGGCUUUGGGACACAAAAAUGCACAAGCUCUUGUGAGCAUAUAUUGUGGAAUGAUUUUUUCUUACAUUACAUCACUCUCUUUUUGCUGUGUCAAGGAUAUUAAAAUAAAAUACAAAUGAAGACAAAUAAUAGUUAUUUUUAUGGUAUGUUAAUCUGCCUAUUGAUUCUACAUGUGAUGUUUAAAAGUCACUAUUACCAAAAGCUGGAUAAAUAUAUAAUUCCCUAUCCAGAAUAGCCUCAUGCCUCAUUUUUUUAUUUAUUUCAACAUCUUUCUUUUCUGCCCUCUUCACUCAGAAAAUCAGUAGAGCAGUAUGCCCCUAAGGAACAGUCAUUUAAACUCAUCCAAAUCUGUCACUGAUCAAUAACUGCAAACUCUCCUUAUAACUGGAUUCACAAAGGAACAAUAAUGUCCUUAAACAGCACUGUGUUCAAAAUGUUGUUGCUUUUUGACACGAACAUAUUGAUUUCUCAGAGUCUAAAAUAACAAACAGCCGCAUAUGCUUAUGUAAGAAAUCUAGCAAGACAAGUAACAGCUGAAGAAGUGCUGAACCCUCUUGUGUGAAUUAAAAACCCGUGAUGAAGUAUCACACUGAUUAUUUCAUUAAUUUUUUGGCAUUUUUGGUAGCAAAAUCUCAACUCAUCAAAACUCUGAAAGGUCUGAUAUAAUAAACAGCUGCUCCUUGAAUGCCACCUUGAAUUAAAUACGUUUUACAUGGCCUGGUGCAGACAGUUGUCAGCAUGGAUAGAAACACUCUUGCUGUAAAGUGCUCUAAGUAGCCUUCUUAACAGGAUUAUUCUGCUCCCGACAGUGCACUUACUAAUUGUUUAGGCAGCUAUAUUAGGCUUCUACACCUCUCUAAUUGGGUUAGAAUGGCGAAUUGUUGAAAGGUUGAAACACUUCAAGGUCUUCCAUUUGAGAAGGACACAUGUCCUUUUAGUUUUCUCCCUACAUAUGCCUUACAUGGCAUAGAAAGACGUGUGUUCAUAUUUGUACAGGUUAGCUUUGCGUGCUGAGGGGGAAACUUAAACUGGUUUAUUUAUUUGUAUACCCGUAUAGUGUAUGUAGGUAAAAUCCUGAGAAAAAGCUGAGCAAGAAAAUUUUCAAAAUCACGCUGUUGUCUUAAAAUGUUAUGGGAUAGGACGCUGUCUGUCCACAUUUAAGCCUAAUUCGAAAGGGAAUUAAGCUGCACCUUUAUCACUGCAGAUCAAUAUGAGGAAUGUCCCAUAUUUGUUUGUAUACUUGCAAAAGAAUAAAGAUAAUACUUUCUGCUGAGUGAUCUCUU